AUGGCAUCUUACAAUGCCAUGUCAGAGGACCAGUUCCCAUGCUCCAUCUGUCUUAGUGUUUUCACCGACCCGGCCACAAUCCGUAGUGGAGACCGCGGUCUGUGCUGUGUGUAAUACGAUCUUCAUACCUACCCCCACCAUCCAGGUCAACAGUCUUGAGAGACCUUGUGGAAAGCUUCAAGGGGGCGAGUGAAAGUGGCGGCGCGGCCGUCGACAGACCCACCGUGGCUCCGGGAGAGGUCUCGUGUGACGCAUGCUUAGGAGACGGGAUAACCAAGGCUGUCAAGACCUGCCUCGUGUGUUUGUCAUCGUACUGCCUGGAGCAUGAAAUGGUUCACAAUGCCCGGUUCUCCAGGCACGAGCUGGUCAGGCCCCUGGCUAACCUGGAGGAGAGGAUGUGUCCGAACCACGAGAGGCUCCUGGAGCGUUACCGCCGCACCGACAAGACCAUGCUGUGUGGGGUGUGUGACGCUCACCAUGAGCCGGCCCACCAAGUUGUGUAGAUGCAGGUAGAGUUCUUGGCUCAAAAGGUAAGAAUGAGUUUUAGAGCAAUGGUUCCUCAAUCGAGGGUUGGAUUCACUAGGCAACAAAUGGAAGCAAACUGAGAGGGACUACCUGAGCUUGUCCAAUAAAUGCUUGUUUCCGUUGUGAAAUGUUAUGCUAUGACCCUGGUCUUUUACUUGUAUUCAUUAAGGCACACAUAACAAAACAUUUUGAAACAGAACAUUGCUCCGGUAGUCCCUCAUGGGUUUCAUCCAUUUUUGGGGGUUUCUUUAGUUUGGUGCCUAAUGAAUAGGGACUGGGUGUGUGUGUUUUUUGUUCCAUCCCGGCACUAAUGCUAACACUUAUGGUCUUCACUUCAGGCUCAGCUGACAAAAGCCCAAGCAGGGGUAAAGGAGAAGCUGAAGGCCACUCGGAAAGAGGCAGAACAUUUCUACUCUUCAUUCAACACUGCAAGGUGAGUUUUCUUAAUUUGAAUUGGCUAUAGUCACACCCGCUGUGAUUUUGCACUCUUUUGCCAUAGCAUUCAAUUGUAGAACAUGCCAAGGAACCUCACAUGGGGUUACAAAGACUCCAGGACAGUUUUCCCUAUGCACUUGGGUUAGUCACUGUUUCAGAGCGUUUUCUUCCAUUGUUAUGCCUACUGAAAAUGACCCUGGACUGAAGAUAACCCAUGUUGACUUGGAACCGGUUCCAUCUGAUAGAGCUGAAAUUGUCUAUCUAUUGUACUUCUAUCUGCAACUUUCAGAACGUAUCACAUCACUGAAAACCCCUCCUACCUCUGUUUCGUCUACCUGCCCCCUUGCAGGAUGCAGCGGAGAGCGAGAUCCGAUGUGUGAAUGUGUUCCACCUAGCCCUGGUCAGCAAGGUGGGGCUGAUCUGUGAUCGCUACAACACCGAGGCCCAUAGGAUGGUGGACGAGAUGCAGAGCACCACCUUCCGUCGGAGCCGUGCGCUUGAAGAUGACAGAACAGCUCUGACAAGCAGAGGUGCUGAGCUGGAGCGGCUGAUUGGCUCCUCAGACUCCUUUGAGCUUCUUAAUGUGAGUAAUUGGGCACGUUCAACAUUGCAGCAGACUUGAGUCGAGGGUGACUGAUCUGCAAAUCACCUUGCAUACAUAACUACUCAAUGUUAUUUGUAGAUUAGUCACAAUUUACCCAUGAAGCAUUAUGGUUUUGAUUUUCUCGAACAUGGCCAUUGGCUGUGCCCUGAAUCUCUUCUCUCGACGUGUUCACUUGUCUUACACUCUCCAAGUCAUGGAUGUAACUAUGGUGGAAACUCCCUACAGCCAAUUAUGACAAUAAUCUAAUGCUUUUAGAUCCAAGAUGGUUGCAAGUGUGGAGAAUCUAAACUCUGCCAUCAUUGCAGGUCAACGUUCUUGUAUGUUCAACCCCAUUUAUUCCAUCUCUCUUUUGCUCCUUCUCCUUUCAGAUUUUUCCCUCUCUCCCUUCUGCUCCUCCAGAUGGGGUCAGAGGACCAUGCAGCAUCAACAUCCCCCCGGACCUACUGGGAAACCUUCUGAAGACCUUAAUGAAAGACAUGGCCAAGAUGGACUACUUGUCUACAAACUGCAAUGCUGUCCCAGGUCUCUAUUCACAAUGUCAGAUGUAGUCAGUUUCAGCUUUUGACAUGUAUGACUGCGUUUACACAGGCAGUUCAAAUCUGUUGCCAAUUUAUUGGCAAAGAUAUGGGUCACGUUCCUCUGCUCAGGCUUUGCAUGCAUGAACCAAUGGUUGCUGGACUGUGCCAUCGGGCACCAGAUUGCUAUAACGUGGAUUCUGUCCUAUGUAGCAAAUGGUGUGAAAUUGUGUUUUUUACAUUGGAUAAAAGUAGAGACUCUGAGCUAGAAAAUUGUAUAUCAUACACUGCAGUUGAGGAACAAUGGGGAAAGUAAUUUUGCUUUUGAAAGCUGAUGAACUUGUAACCCCACUUUUGAGAAAAUGGCCCGUGAAUGUUUUGGUACACCUACUGGAGAGCUCUUCUUUGUCUACACCCAUUCAGCAUCGUUCACACCCUCUUAAGCCUUAGCCCCAGCCAUCUCUUUAAGGAUUCACAUGUGAGGCCAUGUGCUAAACAGAGUGAAUACUGUAAUGUAGUAAACAACCAAAGAUUUUAAGACUGAAAGUAGUGGCCUACAAUAAGGGAAAACUCCAGGUAAAAAUACACUUCUAGUCCUUGGCCUAUAUCCUAAUCUGACUUUGGUGCAGGUCGUGUUCUUCACAUUACAGUCUGUUAAACACACUAUAUCAAAUGAAAUCAAAAGUUUAAUUGUCACAUGCACAGGAUACAGAAAGUGUAAACGGUACAGUGAAAUGGUUACUUGCAUAGUGGAGUCUUUUGUUUAGACAUGUAGCUAGCUAAACAUUGAACCAUAACCCAAACUCAGAAUACCAGGCAGGUAGCAAAAGCUAACCAACUAGGUCCAAUGUUAGCUACCUAGCUAUCAUUAGUUAUAGCCUAGCAAUGCAAAUGCUUUUCUGAGAUAUGAAUGAUAUUACUACAGAGAUCAUACACUUAACGUUAGCUAGCGAGCCAGCCAGCUAACGUUAGCUAGCUAACAGUAUGGAGACAAGUGUUAUUUUUAUUUUUUUAUACAACCGCCUCCUGUGUUCUCGUUUCGAGACUCUCCGCAUUAGGGAAUUAUUUAUCUGCUUCCACCGGGCAUUCCACUGAUUUCAAAACUCUAUCGACUUCUUCCGUGACAACAUUGUUGAUCACCGUUUCUUCUGAUGACCGUGAUGGGGGAAGACUCUACAAUGUCUGGUUCAAUGGAAAUGUUUUAACCUAAAUCAGGGAUUCCUUAAUCUUCUGAUUCAUUUUCAGAGUCUGAGAGAUUCAGCAUGGCACGAUUGUCCACCAGAAAGUAGUCCAUCACAACUUUUCCCACUGAUCUUUGUCGAUAGUGCUAUGAACUUCAGGUCAGCAACGCAACACUUUUUCAGAUCUUCAUGAUAUCCUUCAAAAAAAGCUGCUGCUAAUCCACACAUGCUGAGCAGCUCAUGUUAUAGACCGACGCAUGCUACAUGGCAGACCAAUCCAAACUCCUCUUUCGGCAUGUCCAGCCAAUCACGGCUAGUGGGAAGGUUCCUGUAUUUUUUCGUAAUUUAUUUGUAUUUAAAGAUCACAUACAAGUUUGUUAUUAAGGCACAUGUUCCAGAAGGCAUGUCUGCCAUAACGAAUUUUGAUUGAAAAAAUAAUGUAAAAAAAUCAAAUGCCUCUCCUCCUGAAGUAGUGCCGUGCGACAUACAGUGGGGAAAAAAAAGUAUUUAGUCAGCCACCAAUUGUGCAAGUUCUCCCACUUAAAAAGAUGAGAGAGGCCUGUAAUUUGCAUCAUAGGUACACGUCAACUAUGACAGACAAAAUGAGGAAAAAAAUUCCAGAAAAUCACAUUGUAGGAUUUUUUAUGAAUUUAUUAGCAAAUUAUGGUGGAAAAUAAGUAUUUGGUCAAUAACAAAAGUUUCUCAAUACUUUGUUAUAUACCCUUUGUUGGCAAUGACACAGGUCAAAGUACUAACCCUUCCCUCGUUCGAACACACACACACACACACACACACGAGAUGCCCACAUCAAAGCAAGCCUCCAAAACAGAAAUCUUGUUCUGUCGCAUUUCCUAAUGAGAGGAAUUGAAACAGGCUAAAUCAGGAAUCAUAUCUAUGCCUUUUAAAUUAAAGUCAAAUUUAAUUCAAUUUUAUUUAUCCCAGAGGGGCAAAUAUUUUCAAUUACAAUUUGUUUACUUUAAGUAACUAUUAUUACAUUUAUUUUAAACUUGGGGUGGGUGUAUACUUCGAUGGGCGGGAGCGACGCGUGUCAUUCUACGAUGUGAAUCUCGGUCAUCAUCUCUACACGUACGACCAUGUGCCAGCCAAUCAAAGACUCUUCCCCGUCUUCAGCCCUGGAGACAACCACAUCAUGAUUGUUACACCCCUCACUGACACAAACCACCUGUGUGGACGAUGA
Molecule: messenger RNA, 4458 nt
Organism: Coregonus sp. 'balchen'
Lineage: Eukaryota; Metazoa; Chordata; Actinopteri; Salmoniformes; Salmonidae
Source: the annotation of a GenBank genome assembly